AUGUCAUUCGACGAUUUAGUUAAUUUAAGAAUUAAGCUAGGCAAAUAUUAGUAUAUUGCAAUUGCAAUAUUAGUCAUGGUAGAUUUAAAUGAUGGAGUUUAAUUAGUUUUAAUGUCCUUUAUCAAUCCAAUUAUAAAAGCUGAAUGGCACAUUUCAUCAACAGAAGUUGCUACCUUAACUAGUUUAUUUUAUUUGGGUACUGCAUUAGGUUCAUGCUGCACUGGCAGUAUUGCAGAUAGAUAUGGUAGAAAAAUAGCUAUUUAGUAUAGUUCAUUAGCAUUAUUUUUAAUAAGCAACUCAUUUGUAUUAGUUAAAACAGUGGGAUCUAUGGGAUUCGUAAGAGUUUUAUAUGGUUUCACAUAUGGAUUCUCUCUUCCACUUACAACAUCUAUGCUCAGCGAAAUCAUCCCUAUUUAAUAUCGUGGUAAAGGAUUAGUUUUUCUAAACUUUUUUGUAAGUGUUGGAAAAUUAGUAGGAUGUAUCUUAGCUAUGAUUUGUUUAGACAGCUUUACUUCAGGAAAUUGGAAAUUAAUGAUGAUGUUAAGUUCUAUAUCUUCAUUAUUCGUAUUUAUAGCUUCCUCAUCAUAUUUAUAAGAGUCUCCUCGCUUUUUAUUAGCUACAGGUAAAUAAGAGGAAGGCUUUGACAUUAUUGAUAGAAUUAUAAAAAUAAACGAUGCUCAAGCACCAGUUUUAUCACAAGAAGAAAAAGAUAGUUUAAAAGCAUGGUCUUCAUAAGUUUACAAUAAGGAACAUUAAGCAAGUAUAUUAGCUUUAUUUUAAGACGAUUUAAAAGGGAUUACAAUCAGAAUGUGGAUAUGUUGGUUCAUGGAGAAUGCUAUGUACUUUGGGCAGUUAGUAAUUAUGCCUUUUAUUUUAGGGUAAUCAAAAAAAACUUUUGGAAGCUAUUUCAUAACAAUAUUAGGAGAAGCACCUUCAAUAUUUCUUUCAGCUUAUAUUGUUGAUCAUCCAUUAUUAGGCAGAAGAAAUUCUUUGACAAUUUGCUUUGGAUUAUCAAUGGUUUUCCAUUUUUUUUGUUAUCUUUAAGGAGGAGGAAGUUAUUUAUCUCUACUCACUUCUGUUGCUAGAUUUUUUAUGAAAUAGUGUUAUGCUAUGCUAUAUCCUUUUAGUACUGAAGUUUAUCCAACAAUAGUUAGGACUGUUGGAUUUGGAAUGUGUGGAGGAGUAGGUAGAGUAGGUGCUACUUUAAUACCUUAUUUAAUAUUUACUCUUAUAGAUAUCGAUUUAUAUUCACCAUUCUUAGUUUUUACAUUUACAAGCUUAUUUGCAAUGAUUUCUUCAUAUACUUUUCCCUUUUGCACCCGUGGCCGCUAGCUCGAUCACAUUCCCUAAAAGGCAGUUGACAAAUAAGGUCAUGUACACUAUAUUCAUGAUGAAAAACAUCUUGUACAUAACUAAGAAACACCUACACCAGGAAACGAUUUAGAGAUGAAGUUAAUAAAUAAAUCAUAAAAUUAUCAUUGA
Tetrahymena thermophila SB210 is the source of this 1482-nucleotide messenger RNA. RefSeq names its product MFS transporter. The record is from RefSeq and is a predicted model, not a curated record. The transcript has a single exon. Gene Ontology annotation, molecular function: transmembrane transporter activity. Gene Ontology annotation, biological process: transmembrane transport. NCBI's taxonomy places the organism in Eukaryota, Ciliophora, Oligohymenophorea, Hymenostomatida, Tetrahymenidae. Gene Ontology annotation, cellular component: membrane.